AUGUGCAGCAAAGACCAGAUAAGUCAUAUUCUUGGAAAAAUCAAUGUGGGUCUCCCAUCUUGGUCGCGCGGUCUGGAGGCGGCGGAGGCGGCGCGCGCGCGCCUCGUGCGCUGGGCGUGCGGCGACGCGCCCGACACAGAGCCGCCGCGCAAGAAGAUGCCCCACGCGUUGCGCCGCAGGUGGCCAAUGUGCCCCUGCUUACAAAAUGACGAGCCACCCGAGAUUACAUACUGUGUGGUGGGCGGCGAGGGCGGUCUCGCCUUGCAGGCAGUCACCCCCACGCACCCCAUGCCACCGCAAGAUGAACUGGACGCGAAGUUCGCUGAGCUUGUGGAAGAGUUAGACCUCACAGCAGUUAACAAAGCAGCCAUGAUGGAUCUGCCAGCAGCUAAAAAGUGGCAAAUAUACUGCAGUCGAAGACCGCCACCCGGUCAAGCACCCCCGUUAGCCACUGCGCCGCAAGUCGAGGAUUACAUCAAAGCUCUUAACGAGAUUGCUGAUGCAUUUGCAUCUUCAGAAGGAGUAACGCCAACAGAAGCGUGCGCCCUAGUCGAUGGCUUGAAGACGGCCCUUAGAACUAGAGCGCACAGUUUUGUCCUUCGGUUCAUCAAGCAAGGCGGUCUUGCAGCGUUACUGGAGUCCUUGCAACGAGCGCCAAGAGAUGACGCUGUGACGAGGCAUAAUCUUAUUGCGGGGAUUAAGGCGCUUAUGAACAACUCUACCGGCCGGGCACAUGUUCUGGCGCACCCAACAAGCAUCGAUCUAAUAGCGCAAUCUAUGGACACCGAGAAUGUAAAGACUAAAGUGGCCGCCUUGGAGAUAUUAGGGGCUGUUUGCCUCGUACCAGGGGGGCAUAAAAAGGUUUUAGAAGCUAUGAUCCACUACCAAAAAUAUGCCGGGGAAAGGGCUCGAUUCCAGGGCAUAGUGAACGAGUUAGACCGUAGCACGGGCGCGUAUCGCGACGACCUAGGUCUGAAAACGGCGAUCGUGUCCUUCGUAAACGCCGUACUGAACUAUGGACCUGGAGAGGAGAGUCUGGAGUUUAGGCUACACUUGAGAUAUGAGCUACUCAUGCUUGGUAUACAGCCUGUAAUCGAGAAACUUCGAAAGUACGAAAACGAGACACUCGAUAGGCAUAUCGAGUUCUUCGAAAUGGUUCGCAACGAAGACGAAAGGGAACUUGCUAGAAGGUUCGACAAACAGCACGUCGAUACUAAGAGUGCGGCGGCCAUGUUUGAGCUGUUGCGACGGAAAUUGAGCCACACCGCGGCUUACCCACAUUUAUUGUCUCUUUUGGAACAUCUCCUAUUACUUCCAUUGGAAUACAACCCGCAUUCGCAACACUGGCUGCUCUUGGACCGCGUCGUGCAACAAAUAGUACUGCAGCAGCCAUCGCGUGCGAAUAGUGACCGCGACAGCGCCACUGACACGUGCUCCGAUACUGCCAAAGUCUACGAUCCGGAUGUAGCACCACUUGAGAUAAACGUUGGGGAAAUCGUUCAUUUGUUAGCUAAAGAGGAAGAAUUAGUCGCGGCGAGAACCAAAGCGGAAAAUCUGGAGAGAGAAAAUGUGGACUUGGCCACGGAGUUGGCUAAAAAGGAGAAGCAAGUGGACCAGCACACGCAGGAGAGAGAGGAGUUGGAGGGAGUAGUAGGCAGACUGAAGGAGAGGUUAGAGAGGGAAACUGCGGCCCAUAUGGAGUGCACGGAAAGAGCUCGCGCGGCGGCGUGUCGUGCGCACCAGCUAGAGCAGCAGUUGAACCAAGAGCGAGCUGAACGUACGAGAUUCGAGAAACUGGUCAGUGAAGGAAGCAUACCUGAUGAUGCAAAGGUCAGCAACUUGAAGAGCGCAGUAAUAGAAACUUGUACAGCACCUCCACCCCCACCUCCCCCCUCCCUGUGCCCACCAGCACCCCUCCCCCCUCCCGCACCGCUAGCACCCCCCGCACCUCUCGCCCCAGCACCCCCUCGUCCAAAGAAGAACGUACCCACUCCCGGGAACCCCCUGAAGAGCUUCAACUGGAGCAAACUCCCCGAUACGAAGCUACAUGGAACAAUAUGGCAAGAGUUGGACGAUACGAAGUUGUAUAACGCCAUAGAUCUCCAUGGAAUUGAUAGGAUGUUUUGUGCUUAUCAGAAGAAUGGUGUACAGAACGAAGGCUCAGUAGAAGAUUUAAGGCAAUUAGGUUCUAAGCCACGUACCAAAAUCCUAUCAGUUAUAGAUGGGCGUCGCGCUCAGAAUUGCACUAUAUUACUUUCCAAACUAAAAAUGACUGAUGAGGAAAUUUGUAGAGCAAUCCUCCGCAUGGACAGCAGCGAGCAACUCCCCCUGGACAUGGUGGAACAGCUCCUGAAGUUCACGCCCAGUGCUGAGGAGGCGGCUCUGCUGGAGGAGCACCAGGAUGAGCUGGACAGCAUGGCGCGAGCUGAUCGGUUCCUAUAUGAGAUAUCUAAGAUCCCCCACUACUCGCAGCGCGUGCGCACGCUGCUGUUCAAAAAGAAGUUCACGGCGGCGGUGUCGGAGGCGCGCGCGCGCGCCGCCGUGGUGCUGCGCGCGGCGCGCGACAUGGCGCGCUCGCGCCGCCUGCGCGCGCUGCUCGAGAUCGUGCUCGCGCUCGGCAACUACAUGAACCGCGGCGCGCGCGGCAAUGCGUCCGGCUUCCGGCUGUCGUCGCUGAACAAGCUGGCCGACACCAAGUCGAGCGUGACGCGCAACACCACGCUGCUGCACUACCUCGUCGAGCUGCUCGAGACACAGUUCAAAGACGUUCUCCUACUCGAAGAAGAUCUGCCUCACGUACGUGCCGCGGCCAAAGUGUGCGUCGACCAGUUAGAGAAGGACGUGGGCGCCCUGAGGAAUGGUCUGCGCGAGGUGUCAAAGGAGCUGGACUACCACGCGUCGCUGCCGGCGCCCGCGCAGCCCCACGACGCCUUCGUACCCGUCAUGAGGGAGUUCCACGCUCAUGCUGUAUGCUCGUUCACACAGCUCGAGGAUUUGUUCCAGGACAUGAAGAGUCGCCUGGAAGCAUGCGCGCACGCAUUCGGGGAGGAACCGAGCGCAUCUCCCGAGCAGUUGUUCGGCGCGCUGGACGCCUUCCUGCAGCAGCUGGGCGAGGCUCGCGCCGAGUGUGACGCCGCGCGCCGCCGCCGCGACGAGGAGGAGAGGCGCACCAGGCAUGAGCAGGAGCUCAAGAAACGUACAAUGGAGAGGAAACAAGGCUCUAGUCUGCUAAGCUCAGUCGGGAAAUCUCUAGGGAAAUCCAACAGUACCGACUGCAAUGGACACUCGGAAAACAGCUCCCGAGACGGCACACUGACAAACGGACAGAAAGGAGAAUUUGAUGACCUCAUAUCCGCCCUAAGGACAGGUGAUGUUUUCGGCGAUGACGUCGCCAAGUUUAAAAGGUCAAGGAAAACUACUAAAAAGGGCAGGGAUUCCCCGCCAAGAGGCGUUUGUAGGGAGGACUCAAGAGAGAGACAAAAGAAU
Molecule: messenger RNA, 3486 nt
Organism: Brenthis ino (lesser marbled fritillary)
Lineage: Eukaryota; Metazoa; Arthropoda; Insecta; Lepidoptera; Nymphalidae
Source: the annotation of a GenBank genome assembly